AAAGGAACGCCACAAGAACCCGAGACGGUACGCUUUGCCCGUGACGACGAGCGCAGCAGCACAAGCUAGCGCCGUCCAUCCCCUCCAAGCUUGCGCCCCAUGCCUCUCUGACGGCCCACGCACCCGAAGCGGCCGUGUUCACGAGACCUUCUGGCGCGCCUUGUCUCGUUGCGCAAAGCCUGCUACUUUUUUCCCCACGAAGCGUCUUUCGCGCAAUCGCACGCCUCUGUACAUGCCAUUUUCCAGUAGACGACCAGUACUCGUCUCGUCGUCAUCACCGUUCUCAGAGCUCUGCCCAGUGCCUAGUGCUCACAUCCCCGCGGGUCCUGCGCGCUCCCGUUUCCGUCCUUCUUGGCGUGGAGAGAGCGAGGGAGAUGGAGGUGGGAGCCUGCGAGGCGGGGCGGCAGCAGGGACCGCCUUCUUCCGGCGCGCCGACGAGCCCCGCGGCGCCGUUCGGCAGGUCGUCGUCGCGUCUCGCCGCGGCGGGCGGCGCAACCCAGAGCUUCGACGGCGCGCUCAGAGAGCUCAAGGACCUGCAGUUCCAGCUGCACCGUGCGGCAGACUGCUGCGAGGAGGCGUUCCUCACCACCGAGAAGAAGAAGCUAGUCCUGGAUAGUACGAAGAGUUACAUCUGCGAUGCGGUUGUGGCAGUGAUUGAUCACCUGGGCACUGUUUCGUCCAAGCUUGAGCACCAGCUGCAGGAGAAGACUGACAUCACGCAAACAGAGCAAAAGAUCAACUUCCUGAAGCAGAGACUUCUGACAUGCGAACGGUACGCAAUUUCUCUCGAGCUAUUGGCUGUACGUGGGGACACUGGUGGAGUACAAUAUCAUCGCCGCUACCUCUCGCGAUCUACUGAAAGAACCAAGGAGGAAAACUCAAGCAACGGCGGUCCAGAACCUUUCAAAAUCAUUAGCACAAUAGUGCCUGGAGCUCCACGUACUCUGAAGCCAUAUGAUGUUGAAUCAACCAUCGGGAGGGGAUGUACCAUGGCAGGCGCAAACGUUGAAAGCGCAACAGCAGUAAGGAGUUCAUUUUCCUUUCGGGCAGAGGAUCUUCAGAUUUCUCCAGAUGAUCACAAAAAGAAGAAGAAAGCCAGUCAUGCAGGUAGCAACAUCUUGUCAUUUAUCAAGAGAAGUAGGCGAGCAUGAUAUAUAUGAGUCGAAAGCGCCACUGGUUAUAUACAGUAGUACUGCCAGAAAUGCAACGGAGAUUUAGCUAUCGAUCGCCAACUCAACCUCGAGGUUUCGCCUGGUCCAGUGUUCUGUAAACUGAUGGUGUAUGUACGUUUGAUUUCUGAACUUGUGUAGACGCAAUUGCAUUCGGUAAAUCAACAUUCAGGGCCGAUCGAGCUGAA
This is a messenger RNA of Brachypodium distachyon (stiff brome), 1357 nucleotides long. RefSeq names its product probable protein ABIL5. The record is from RefSeq and is a predicted model, not a curated record. Bases 375 to 1151 code for a protein of 258 amino acids. The transcript is spliced from 8 exons. NCBI's taxonomy places the organism in Eukaryota, Viridiplantae, Streptophyta, Magnoliopsida, Poales, Poaceae.